Molecule: messenger RNA, 384 nt
Organism: Microthlaspi erraticum
Lineage: Eukaryota; Viridiplantae; Streptophyta; Magnoliopsida; Brassicales; Brassicaceae
Source: the annotation of a GenBank genome assembly
AUGGGCUUCUCUUACGGUAGCACCGGAGUUAUCAUCGUCGGAGUUAUUCUAAAUGAUUUUGUGAAAGCGGUUUCUUCUAUUCUUGAUCCAGCUCGUUUAUUUGGUGUUUAUUCGUCGGAAUCUAGUAUCGCCGGCAAAAACAAGAUUCCGAUGGAUGAUAUGCUCCCGGCAACAAAAUUCGAGGAGAUGUCACGGGUCAAUCCGCCGGAGAGCUGCCGGAUAUGUCAAGAUGAGUUCGACGGCGAUGAUGAAGUCCGGUGUUUGAGGAAUUGCGUACAUGUUUUUCACAAAACGUGUAUUGACCGUUGGAUCCAUGACGUUAAGAUGACUUGUCCUUUGUGUAGGACCCCUAUUAUCCCUGAUUUCUAUUUUUUUCGUUUGUAA